AUGAAAGCUGAUUAUGAAGAGCACGACGCUAUUCUGAUCGCUUGUUGCAUGAUGCAGAUCAAGGCCCAGUUCAAUACUGAGGAAGGUCUGAACUUCAUUCAACAGUAUUACAUCAAUCAAGGACUGAAGAAGUUUGGUGAUGAUGGAAAGGAUGCUGUGGAUAAGGAAUUGAGACAAAUGCUCCAAAGAGAUUGUUUCACUCCCCAAUUUGUUAAAGACAUGACCGCGUCUGAGCAAAAGAAGGCCCAAUCAGCGAUGAUGUUACUCGCAAAGAAGCAAUUUGAAAAGACAAUUAAAGGUCGCCUUGUAUACCAAGGCGGUGGAACUUGUGAAUGGUUAUCGCAAGAGGACACUGCAAGUCCAACUGCUUUGCAACAUGCAAUCACCACUACUUGUGUUAUUGAUGCACACAAAGGUAGAGAUAUAAUGUGGAUUGACGUUCCUAACGCUUUCAUUCAAACUGCCAAUUCGAGGGGACAAAUCCUGUUACCAAAGGAAUAUUGUGAAAAAGGGCAUUGCAAUAGGCAAUAA
Cylindrotheca closterium is the source of this 531-nucleotide messenger RNA. NCBI's taxonomy places the organism in Eukaryota, Bacillariophyta, Bacillariophyceae, Bacillariales, Bacillariaceae. The record is from the annotation of a GenBank genome assembly.